This is a messenger RNA of Drepanopeziza brunnea f. sp. 'multigermtubi' MB_m1, 558 nucleotides long. RefSeq lists its product as uncharacterized. The record is from RefSeq and is a predicted model, not a curated record. Lineage: Eukaryota; Fungi; Ascomycota; Leotiomycetes; Helotiales; Drepanopezizaceae.
AUGGCAGACCCUUCACUCUACACCUACCCUUCUCCGCUAGCGGGCUACGAGGACGCCACUCUUCUCCCCAACGAGAAGGCUGAGGAUGGAAAGAGCAUCGCAAACCCCCAGACAGGCAUCCUGAGUAAGAGCUACGAGCGCUUCACCGAGCCCCUGGACAACGGCAUCCGAGGCGCCUUCGACGUCCACAUCUACUACUUCCAGGCCAACCCUGAACAACUGCAGUUCGCCAAAGAGCUCUGGACGAGGAUCCGUCUCGAAUUCCCCGAACUCCGCAUCUACACCUUCUGGGAGCAGCCCAUCGGCCCGCACCCCAUCGCCAUGUUCGAGGUGAACCUCUUCACGCCCGCCCAGUUCGGCGCCUUCAUCCCGUGGCUGGUCAUCAACCGCGGCCCGCUGAGCGCCCUGCUGCACCCGAACACCGUCGACGCCCAGGGCCGCGAGCUGGACGAGUACCGCGACCAUACCCAGCGGGCCACCUGGCUCGGGACCCCGGUUGUUUUGGAUCUGAGCAUGUUUCGGGAGCGGGAAAAGAGAGAGACGGGGAUGAAGAAGUAG